This is a messenger RNA of Prorocentrum cordatum, 1179 nucleotides long. The record is from the annotation of a GenBank genome assembly. Lineage: Eukaryota; Dinophyceae; Prorocentrales; Prorocentraceae.
GCGGGCGCCGCCGCGCGCGGCGCCGGGAGGCCCGCCGGCCGCGCGCCGGCGGCGCGGCGCGACUCCUCGGCGAGCUCCAGCUCGUCGGGGUCCAGCAGCGGGGAGGAGGCGCCCCCCGGCAGGCGGGGCGCGCCCGUGCCGCUGGACUGCUGCGCCGGGUGCCGCAAGCCGAUCACGGGCAGGUUCGUCAAGGCGGGCGGCGCCGAGUUCCACGAGGGCUGCUUCGCCUGCGGCUCGUGCAGCAGGCCCAUCGACGGCUCUUACGUGCUUGCCAAGGACGGCAGCUUUCUGUGCCGCGGGUGCCAGCCCAGGUGUCCUCUCUGCAUGGAGCCCCUCGCUGGCAGCAGCGUAAUAAAGCUCGAUGGGCGGAAGAUCCACUCCGCGUGCUUCCGGUGCAGCGACUGCAAGUCCAACAUCUCCGGCGGGCACUUCAAGGUCGCGGAGUUCGUGUACCGCUGCACCAGCUGCCACAAAGCCGCGUGGCAGGCGCGCGAGAACAGGAAGGACGCCCACGCGGCCUCGCAGCAGCGGCACCUGAAGCGGCAGAACACCUCGAAGUUCCGGCUCGCGUGGCGCGGGGAGCUGGUGCCCAGCUCGGUGGAGGCGCUCUCUGCCUUGGGCGUGCCGCCGCAGCUCCGCCCACGAGGCGAACUCGUGUGCAUCUGCCACGACGCCAGGUCCAACCGGGUGGCCUGCGCCCCCUCCCCGGGCGGCGCCCCCGAGAGCGCGGUGAACGUUUCCUACCUGGCCUGCGCGCUCAAGGUGCUGGGCGAGUACGGGCGUGAGCCGUCCUUCUCCCUAGACCCGAAGGACCCGCACAGCAUCAGCGGCGAGACGCAGGUGAAGGUGUUCUACCCGCCGUGGUUGGCGGCCACCGUCGUGGGGGAGGUGCUCUUCCAGGCCGACUACGCGCUCAAGGAGGUCUGCCUGGGCGAUCGGGCACUGCCCGGCAUCCCCAACGCCUUCGGCGAGCUGACGGACGCUGGCGAAGAGAAGGCGACGCCCGAGGACGGCCACGUGUCGCGCACCUCGGGGGUCGCCGUGCGCGGAGCCACGCGUCACCAAUUCAGGUGGACCACUCUGCCCCGAGAAGCCGCGCGCCGUGGUGUGGUGGUGGUGGCCGCCUGCGGCCACCCAUGGGGCCUCCAGGAGAACCCGGGCGCUGUGUGUUGGGCAUAG